AUGGAGCAAAAUAAUGAAGACGUGGAACAAUUGAAUUACAACGAAGAAAGAGCUGAUGAGAUGAGUGAAGAAGAAAUAGAAAUAAUAGAAAAUGAUAGCAAUGAAGGAGGACAGCAAGUAGAUGGAGAUGGAGGAGUUGAUCCUUUUGAGAAAAAGCAAAGGAAGAAGAAAUCCAGCAUAUGGGAUGAAAUGACUGAACUAGUGCUAGAUAAUGGGACGGUCAAAGUGAAAUGCAACCAUUGCAAGGAGCUUUUCACCAAGAGUACAACCGGAGCCACAUCUCAGUACAAGAGACACCUGACUUCUUGCCUCCAAAGAAAGAUGGCCAUUGGGGAGCAAAGCAAACAAAAGCAACAAGUGCUUUCAUUCACCGAAGGUGGAAGUGAUGGUAUCACUUCCAUCACAAAUUUCUCGUAUGAUCAUGCCAAGACUGUUAAGGAAGAUUGUAUGAGUACUUAUACAAUUGAAAAAAGGAAGCUGAAAUCAUUGUUGAAAGGUACUGGUAGGAUUAGUAUUACAACUGAUUUGUGGAAAUCUGGUCAAAAAAUUCAAUAUAUGGUUGUGACUGGUCAUUUUAUUGAUUCUGAUUGGGUGCUUCAAAAACGUGUAUUGAAUUUUUGCAAUGUUCCUCCUCCUUAUACUGGAGUUAUUAUAGCUGAUACUCUAAGUAAGUGCUUCAUUGAUUGGGGGAUUGAGAAUAAGGUUUCUAGCAUAACUGUUGAUAAUGCUUCAUACAAUGAUGUGUGCAUUAGGAGACUUAGAGAGGAUUUUUCUCUAAGAAAGAGAUUAAUGCAAGAUGGUUUUGGCCAACUUGGUGGUGUGAUUGAUGUUGUUAGAGAAGGGAUAAAAUACUUGAACAAUUCAGAAUCUAGGCUUCUUGAAUUUGCCAAAAUUAAAAAACAGCUUCAGUUGCCCUCUAGAAAACUAAUUUUGGACUGUCCAACAAGGUGGAAUAGCACUUAUUUGAUGUUAGCUUCAGGUUUAGAGUUCAAGGAUGUCUUUCCAAGAUAUGCAGACAUAGACCCUGGAUUUCACUAUGUUUCUACUGAUUUUGAGUGGAUGAAAGUGGAAGAAGUGUGCAAAUUUCUAGGAAUAUUUCAUGAAAUCACUGAUAUGAUUUCCGGGUCUGAGUAUCCAACAACUAACAUUUUUCUUGUGGAGCUCUAUAGGAUUAAAGAGCUUUUAAAUGAAAAAGCUCUUGAUCCUUUUGAACAUAUUCGAGCAAUGGCUGGAAGUAUGUCUACUAAAUUUGAUAAGUAUUGGGGGGAAAGUAAUGUGCUGCUAUCUUUGGGUGCAAUUUUGGAUCCGAGAUACAAAAUAUUCCUUAUUAAUCAUGCUUUUCCGGUGAUUUAUGAUGAGGAUGCAGCUCCUAGAUUCAUGGCUGAGAUUAGAGACAUUCUUUAUGAGCUUUACAAUGAAUAUGUUGAUUGUCAUGUUGUUUUCCAUUCUGAACAACAAAGGAGAAAGAUUGAGAUUUCCCAUCUUGUCGAGAUGGCUGCCGAUAUACUCUCCGUUCCUGUUACCACUGUGGCUUCAGAAUCUACCUUCAGCGCUGGAGGGAGAGUAAUUGAUGAUCGACGAGCUUCUAUGUCGGUUGAGACGGUGCAAAUGUUGCUUUGCGGGAAUGACUGGAUCCGCAGUCUUCAUGGCCUAAAGAAUAAGUCUCGUGAAUCACUUGAUGUGGCCGAAUCAAUCACAUUUGAAGAAGUUGAACUUCCUGAAUCAUUCAAUGACUAA
Molecule: messenger RNA, 1737 nt
Organism: Coffea arabica (coffee)
Lineage: Eukaryota; Viridiplantae; Streptophyta; Magnoliopsida; Gentianales; Rubiaceae
Product: zinc finger BED domain-containing protein RICESLEEPER 2-like
Molecular function (GO): protein dimerization activity; DNA binding
Source: RefSeq, a predicted model, not a curated record